GUCACCCACCCACCCAUAAGUUAGUCGCAGAAGGCGUCGAGAAUGGAUGUGGUACUCCCUACACACGCCCCGGUGCUGAGCCUCACACUAGCCUCCUUCCCCCUCCUACUGCGCCCUGUUCUGGCGUCGAUAGUUCAGUGAGGCUAGUUGCAGCCGGCGGCACGACCCAGCAACCCAGCGACCAGCGUGCGAACCUGGCGCCUCGCCUAACCCAGCCCCCAACUCAGCAAAGUGAGGCCCAAGCGGCCACGCUCCCAAGGCCACGCGACCAGAGACACCAGUGAUGGCGCCUGUGGGGGGUCUUCGGGGUGUGUUGGCCAUCUCCAGAACCCCCAUCUCGCCCCUGGGAGUCAUCUAUCCGCCUUUAUGCACAUAUUAAAAGGUGAGGGUGUACGGAGUACAAGUACGGGCUGGGAUCGAGGAGCGGACAGGACGACCACUUCCAACGGGACACCAGACCAGACCAUCUACCCAGCAUAUGCCACUGUUCCCGAUCUCUACAUAUCUUAUCUUGAUUUCCACGUGUCCAUCUAUUCAAUCCCCCGAUAAUCCUCAGGCGCAACUACAAACAAGCAACACCCUAUAGCGAUCCAACCGGAACAGUCCAACCCUCUCUCCCUGCCCUGCCCUGCACUGCAGGAGGCCUCACGCCCACGCCCACGCAGAUGCUCACACUCAUACGAGUACUCAUGCACCGCUGAGCCAAGCCGCGCCGCGCCGUACCAAUCCCAAAAGACAAAGAAGAAGGAAUGGAUCAAGUCAGCCUGGUCAAGUACAACAUCAGCGCGUCCGCGCUGGUGACGUACCUGGACGGCCUCUUCGGACGAAACAAAUACCGCUGGAAACCGAUCAAGGUCGGCGCGAGCACCAUGUACGAAGUCACCGCGGCGAGGAAGUUGUCGGUCACGGAGCACGGGGAGAUCAAGCAGCGCUCGGGGGUCACGCUUGUGGAUGCUUGGUAGAGAGACAGAACGAGGAAUCUCUGGGGCGCUGGGAAAGCGGGAGGGGUUUGGGAGGAUUUGUACCUACUACUACUACUGCACUAUUGUGAACGAGGAGGGGGAGGGGCGCUUUUGCAUACCUGGGCGGGCGGGAUAAUGGGAAUGGAACUUGAUUCAUGGUAAGGGUAAAGGAGAAGGAGGGAUGGUUCCUGCGCCUCGAGGGAAUCUACAUAGCUACAGGAUAACCAAUUCUCGACUCUCCGGAUCUCGG
Cladophialophora immunda is the source of this 1212-nucleotide messenger RNA. RefSeq lists its product as uncharacterized. The record is from RefSeq and is a predicted model, not a curated record. Bases 750 to 962 code for a protein of 70 amino acids. The transcript is spliced from 2 exons. NCBI's taxonomy places the organism in Eukaryota, Fungi, Ascomycota, Eurotiomycetes, Chaetothyriales, Herpotrichiellaceae.